Molecule: messenger RNA, 2520 nt
Organism: Musa acuminata AAA Group (dessert banana)
Lineage: Eukaryota; Viridiplantae; Streptophyta; Magnoliopsida; Zingiberales; Musaceae
Product: zinc finger CCCH domain-containing protein 45-like
Exons: 7
Coding region: 102-2204 (700 amino acids)
Biological process (GO): mRNA splicing, via spliceosome; regulation of mRNA splicing, via spliceosome
Cellular component (GO): nucleoplasm
Molecular function (GO): N6-methyladenosine-containing RNA reader activity; metal ion binding; mRNA binding
Source: RefSeq, a predicted model, not a curated record
UAUCUCUUCCUCCGUCGUCUCCUCGGUGCAAGAUUUAAGUCCUAAGCCUAACCCUAACUCCCAACCCGGAGAUCAGCCCCAAGAACGCUGGCCGGGGCUCGAUGGAUGAACCCGAAGGAUCCCUCAACUUCGAUUUUGAGGGCGGCCUCGAUGUCGCCGCCCCUUCCGUUGCGGCGGUGGCGACCUCUGGUCCCCUCGCGCCGUCUGACCCCACCGCCGCUGCGGCGAGCGCGGGAGCCUCCUCUCCCUCUGGCACGGCCGAUCGGAUGGCCGUCGCAGGCGGGAACGUUUCCGGGAGGCGGAGCUUCCGGCAGACGGUGUGCCGCCACUGGCUGCGUGGCCUUUGUAUGAAGGGCGAUGCUUGCGGCUUCCUCCACCAGUACGACAAGGACCGGAUGCCGGUGUGCCGCUUCUUCCGGCAGUACGGAGAGUGCCGCGAGCAGGACUGUGUUUACAAGCACACCAACGAGGACAUCAAGGAGUGCAAUAUGUACAAAUUUGGUUUCUGCCCCAAUGGACCUGAUUGUCGGUAUCGUCAUGCCAAACUUCCUGGGCCUCCUCCUCCUGUUGAAGAAGUUCUCCAGAAGAUACAGCAACUGAAUUCUGCUUAUGGGUCUUCAAACAGAUUUUAUCACCACAGAAACAAUAACAAUAGUUAUAACCAACAACCAGAUAAGAAUCAGUUGUCAUCAACUCCUGGGUUACCUAAUCAAAAUACAGGAGUCAAACCAGUUUCUUCAUUUGAACCAUCAGAUGUAAAGCUGCCUCAGUCGCUAGUGCAGCAGUCCGAGCAGCAGCAGCAGCAGCAGCAACAACUGCCAAUUCCAUCAUUGGAGAACCAGGUCCCAAGUAUUUCAAAUGCCUUGUCGAAUCAAACUGUUAGAACUGCAUCUCCACUCCCUCAGGGACAAUCUAGGUAUUUUAUUGUAAAAAGCUGCAAUCGGGAAAAUCUGGAAAUAUCUGUUCAGCAGGGUAUGUGGGCAACUCAAAGAAGCAACGAGGCAAAACUUAACGAAGCAUUUGAGUCCACAGAGAAUGUUAUUUUGAUAUUCUCAAUCAACAAAACUCGCCAUUUCCAGGGAUGCGGUAAGAUGACAUCUAGGAUUGGUGGAUUUGUUGGUGGAGGGAACUGGAAAUAUUCUCAUGGAACUGCACAUUAUGGUCGAAACUUUUCAGUUAAAUGGUUGAAGCUCUGUGAGUUGUCCUUCAAUAAAACUCAUCAUCUCAGGAACCCAUAUAAUGACAAUCUCCCGGUGAAGAUAAGUCGAGACUGUCAAGAGUUGGAGCCUUUUAUUGGUGAACAGUUGGCUUCACUGCUUUAUCUCGAGCCAGAUAGUGAGCUCAUGGCUAUGCUGGUAGCUGCAGAAUCCAAACGUGACGAGGAAAAGGCCAAGGGAGGUGGUGCAGAUGAGGCAACAGAUAAUCCAGAUAUAGUUCUGUUUGAGGACAAUGAGGAAGAAGAAAGUGAGGAAGAAGAAAGUGAGGAAGAUGAUGAAAGCGGCCAAGCUGCACACGGGAGAGGAAGAGGACGAGGGAUGAUGUGGCAGCCACACAUGCCACUGGUACGUGGAGGAAGACCUAUGCUCGGUGUUCGUGGCUUCCCUCCUAUAAUGAUGGGGGCUGAUGGAUUUGGUUAUGGUGAUGGUUUCUCUACACCAGAUCUUUUUGGUCCCCGAAUUUUUCCACCGUUUGGUGGCCCGAGAUUUUCUGGUGAUUUUUCAGCAGGCUUGGUCUUUUCUGGUAGGCCCCCACAGCCAGGGGCUGUUUUCCCAAUGGGUAACAUUGGGAUGAUGAUGGGUCCUGGUCGGGCUCCAUUUAUGGGUGGCAUGCCAAUGGCUGGGAUGGGUCGGGCAAAUCGUCCUGUCGGAGUCCCACCUUUCCUACAUCAGCCUCCAGCUCCUCCACUGAACAGUCGGGCUGCAAAGAGGGACCACAGGAGACCAGUUAGUGAUAGAAAUGAUCGGUAUGAGACUGGAUCUGAUCAGGGCAACAGGAGCCAGGUGAUGGCUGGGGCUGUCGGUGGAGCAGAUGAUGACGGUGCAUAUUGGCAAGGUGAAAGGGCUUCCGACCAUAAAUAUGGCCCAGGAAAAAGUUUCCAAAAUGAGAGUGAGAAGAGCAUGGAUGAGAUGGCACCAAGACGAUCGAGGCAUAGCGAUGGAAAGUGGAAGCGCCAUGUGUCCGAAGGGGAAACUACUCUAGAGUAGUUGGACAGGCCAUCAAUUCAGUGUGAAAAGCAUUAAGGUUGCAGCAUCCUGCUCACAGAUUUUUGUGGAGAUCUGUCUCGAUUGUUUCUCCGUUUCUUUCCAUCAUUGUUUGUAAUGUUUAUACUACAAUGAUGAUCUGUCUUGGGGUAUGUUGAGAAAGAGUUGGAACUAAACUUAGAGUUACUUAGAGGAUGUGUAUGUGUACAAAUUAGUGUUACUUAGAGGAUGUCAGGCCUGCAGGAAUAACUGAAACAAUCACUUACUCUAUUUAGAACCCUGUGCAGAAUACAAGCAUUUGAACUACAAUUCUUUUUUA